Molecule: messenger RNA, 576 nt
Organism: Beauveria bassiana ARSEF 2860
Lineage: Eukaryota; Fungi; Ascomycota; Sordariomycetes; Hypocreales; Cordycipitaceae
Product: Acyl-CoA N-acyltransferase
Exons: 2
Coding region: 1-576 (191 amino acids)
Molecular function (GO): acyltransferase activity, transferring groups other than amino-acyl groups
Source: RefSeq, a predicted model, not a curated record
AUGUCAGACUCUGCAUCUAUCGUCCUUUUUGAUAUCAAAAAUCAUUCCCACGUGACGCCAUAUCUUGCCGCAAUUCACGGAUCCUGCAUCACGCAUGACCGCACAAUAGCUACCUUUUUGCCGCCGCUUUCGCACGACAAGCUAUUAUCAUGGUGGAAGAGCUGCAUAGCAGAGAUUGCGGAGGGAAGCCGGGUCAUGUUUCUGCUGGUAGAUGGCAUGGAUCCCUCUGGCCACAUAAAAGGACCCGAGAUCAUGGGAGUCGUCAUGCUGUUUAUGCCAUCAUCGGAAACCGGGCCGUUCCGAGGCAGUGUUCAGAAGCUGCUGGUGCACAAACGAUUUCGAGGGCGCAGCGGCGCGAAAUUGCUCAUGAAUGCAUUGGAAGCAGAGGCGUUGAGACGGCAGCGGACACUGCUGCUUCUGAACACAGAGACUGGAAGUCCAGCAGAGGCCAUCUACAAGAGACUAGGAUACACGGAGGUGGGCAAAGUCCCCAAUCACGGCAUCAGCCCCACGGGAGAGCUGAAGGCUAGCACGUUCUUUUACAAAGAUAUCUCGGCGCAAGCGCACAGCGACUAA